AGUGCAAGUGAGAUCGAGAAUGCCGUGAAAAAUGUGAAAAGGUUGGGUUUUUGGUUAUGGUAGGUUUGUCUUCUUAUAUUUACAGAAUAAUUUACUAAAUUCAGUGAAUCUCCUUUAAAUAAAUCCACUAUUUAUUUAUUUAGACCAUGAUCUGUGCAAGUGAUGAAAUGUAAUAACUGUUAUGUAACAAUUUGAACAAUUGAAGGGUAAUUUCGACAUUGAAUGCAAUGGCACAUCGGCUUGCAAUUGCUGCUAAGCGGCUGGAAAGGAUUUUAUUUAGUAGUUUGAAAAGUGGAUCAAUUGAUAAACAUUUGUUAAAACGAAACAUAAGAUUCCUAGAAUGCAGCCAGGCACAAACACUAGAGGCCGUGUUGCAGCAUUGGAGCAACCUGACCCCUGCCGUAUGGAGCAGUAAAGGACCUCAAAAAGGAUUCGGCAAGUUUUUCGAUCAGGACAAGAAGGAUGGCGCCAGUAAGGAGACGAAAUCGGGGUCGGAUGAUGCCCCAAAAUCGAAAGAGGCCCCGAAAAGUGGAGCCGCCCCCCAGAGACCCGACCCCAGUCGACCUGACCAGUGGUUUCAGGGAAUGUUUGGAGCUGGUGGGGGUAAAAGAACUGGCCCCGGUGACAAACCGUUCACAGAAGGGGAGGAGAACAAGUGGGCUAUGUACGCCAUGCUGGGGGCCAUUGUUGUUUUCGGAGUCACCAUCUCCUAUUAUGCCAACUUCGAGGAAAUCGCCUGGAAAGAGUUUGUGAACGAUUAUUUAGCGAAAGGAGCAGUAGAAAAACUCGAAGUAGUCAAUAAGAAAUGGGUGAAAGUGCGAUUAACAAAUUCUGAACUUAGUGGGAAAAUUCUGUGGUUCAGUAUUGGCAGUGUGGAUUCGUUUGAACGAAACCUGGAGAAUGUGCAGACCGAAAUGAACAUCCAUCCUUCACAGUUUGUGCCUGUCCGAUAUAAGAACGAAAUCGAAUUAUCGAGUCUCUCGGGCGCCUUCCAAACGCUUCUAAUCAUAGGUUUUCUGAUAUUCAUGAUGCGGCGAUCGGCGGAGAUGAUGGGUGGGGGAAGGGGCAAAAAAGGGGGACUUUUUGGGGUAAUGGAGUCGACUGCAAAGCUCAUUAACUCUAGUGAUAUUGGAGUCAGAUUCAAGGACGUAGCAGGGUGUGAAGAGGCCAAAGUAGAAAUCAUGGAGUUUGUUAAUUUCUUGAAGAAUCCUCAGCAGUAUAUUGAGCUGGGAGCCAAGAUUCCCAAGGGCGCCAUGCUUACUGGACCGCCUGGAACAGGAAAGACCCUACUAGCCAAAGCGACAGCGGGAGAAGCCAACGUUCCCUUUAUCUCUGUAUCAGGAUCUGAGUUUCUCGAAAUGUUCGUUGGUGUUGGUCCAUCCAGGGUGCGAGACAUGUUCGCGAUGGCUCGUAAGCAUGCGCCGUGCAUUCUGUUCAUUGACGAGAUCGACGCUGUGGGUAGGAAGAGGGGCGGACGCAACAUUGGAGGGCAUUCCGAACAGGAGAACACUCUUAAUCAGCUGUUAGUUGAGAUGGACGGUUUCAACACGACGACAAACGUGGUAGUGCUAGCUGCUACUAACCGAGUGGAUAUCUUGGAUAAGGCACUAAUGAGACCUGGACGUUUUGACAGGCAGAUCUACGUGCCAGCUCCCGACAUCAAGGGUCGAGCCUCUAUAUUCAAAGUGCAUCUGCAGCCACUCAAAACACUGCUCGACAGGACUGACCUGGCUCGCAAAAUGGCUGCCCUUACUCCUGGCUUCACCGGGGCGGAUAUUGCUAAUGUGUGUAACGAGGCUGCACUGAUCGCGGCAAGGGACCUCAAGGAUAGCAUCGUCAUGAAGCAUUUUGAACAGGCAAUAGAGCGUGUUGUAGCAGGCAUGGAGAAGAAAACGAAUGUGUUACAGCCUGAGGAGAAAAAGACGGUGGCCUAUCACGAGGCGGGUCACGCGGUAGCCGGUUGGUUCCUGGAGCAUGCCGAUCCCCUGCUUAAGGUUUCGAUAAUUCCCCGCGGCAAGGGUCUAGGCUACGCACAGUACUUACCCAAGGAACAAUUUCUGUACACGAAGGAGCAGCUGUUUGAUAGGAUGUGCAUGACGCUGGGUGGUCGUGUAUCCGAAGAGAUAUUCUUCAAUAAGAUUUCAACCGGGGCACAGGAUGAUCUGAAGAAGAUUACACAGAUUGCGUAUUCGCAGAUAGCGCACUACGGUAUGAACGAGAAGGUGGGCAACGUUAGCUUUGACAUGCCUCAGCCGGGUGAGAUGGUGCUGGAGAAGCCAUACUCAGAGCAGACGGCGCAUCUCAUUGACAGCGAAGUCAGGCUGCUCAUAGAGGGUGCAUACAAGUCGACCAAGCAACUGCUAACCUCACACAAGGACGAUAUUAUCAAGGUAGCAGAACGCCUACUGAAACAGGAGAUCCUGAGCCGAGACGACAUGAUUGAGCUGCUCGGACCGAGGCCGUUCAAGGAGAAGUCGACCUACGAGGAGUUCGUCGAGGGCACCGGCUCCUUUGAGGAGAACACCGAACUGCCCGAGGGACUCAAGGACUGGAACAAGGAGAAGGACAAGGACGGCGAAAAGGAGAAGGAGACAGAGAAGGGGGAGAAGAAGAAGGCGGCCAAAAAGUGAACAAUGCAAAGAUUCAUUUUCAAGGGGAAUAGCAAGCAUUUACCAGUGCAUGUAGUUAGUGCCUCAUCCGUUGCAAAAAAAAGACUUCAAGAUUAUCUGAAAGUUCUUCAAGAUCCUGAGAAGAUUCUUCAAGAUUUUCUGCUUGUGUGAGACACUCGUACCAAAUAAAACAUCAACACAGCUAGGAGACAAUUAAUAAGAGGUUUAGGAUGAGAUGAUCAUGUUGUGUUUGUAUUAAUGUAAUUUUAUUAAAUUAAUUAUUCGAAAGCGUGAA
This is a messenger RNA of Nilaparvata lugens (brown planthopper), 2904 nucleotides long. It is a transcript of the gene Afg3l2, whose product is annotated as AFG3-like protein 2. Lineage: Eukaryota; Metazoa; Arthropoda; Insecta; Hemiptera; Delphacidae. Bases 228 to 2630 code for a protein of 800 amino acids. Gene Ontology annotation, cellular component: membrane; m-AAA complex. Gene Ontology annotation, biological process: protein-containing complex assembly; mitochondrial protein processing. The transcript has 16 exons. The record is from RefSeq and is a predicted model, not a curated record. Gene Ontology annotation, molecular function: ATP binding; ATP hydrolysis activity; ATP-dependent peptidase activity.